This is a messenger RNA of Gryllus bimaculatus (two-spotted cricket), 1128 nucleotides long. NCBI's taxonomy places the organism in Eukaryota, Metazoa, Arthropoda, Insecta, Orthoptera, Gryllidae. The record is from the annotation of a GenBank genome assembly.
AUGUUGAAAGGUAGAGUGAAACAAAGGCGUGAGCCGCGAGUUCGUGGGGUGCGGCGCGAGCGCGCCGUCGACUGGGGCGACUACGCCAAAGCCGUUCGCGGACGCCGCUGUGGGCGGCGCGCGCUGGCGGCGGCGCGCUGGCCCGCGGGGCUGUGGCGCUGGCACGCGCUGGCGCGGCGCUUCAAGGCGAACGCACGCCGCGCCCCCCCGGAGCCGGCAGUGCGCCGGCCCUCGGCCGCCGCCUUCUAUGUCUUCGGCAUCUUCUGCCAGCGAGGGCACGACAUUACCCCGGAGUCGCUGCCGUGCCGCGUGGUGUACUUCACGGCGUACCUGACGGCGGUGACGCUGCUGGCCGCCUACUCGGCCGGCCUCAUCGCCUUCCUCACCGUCUUCGAGAGAAUAAAAGAGGUUGUGAGGAAACGAAAGGCGGGGGGCGCUGCGCAGCAAGCCAAGGACCCGCUGCUGCGAGAGGUGUACCGGCGCCUGAUCGCGCCGGGGCUGGCCGACCUGCCGACCGACCACGCCGAGGUGCGGCGGCGGCUGUGCGCGCCGGGCGCGCCGCCCUACGCCUACAUGCGCUCGCGGAUCCUGGGGCUGAGCGGCGCGGGCUACGAGCGCUGCCACGUGGCCGCCGUGCCGCACGUCUCCUUCCCAGAGGCGCUGGCCACUCGGCUAAGUCUUCAAGAACUGAAACAGCAAGGGAUUCACCAGAGAAUUCUGCUAACAUUUUGGCCAAAAAUGGAACCUUUGGAUGAAAACCCAUAUUCCAUAGUUGGACUUGAGAACGUAUUGCCUGUUUUAGUUAUUCUUUCAAUAGGUGUCAUAAUGUCAGGUUUAUUGCUUCUGGCAGAAAUUGUGGCAUACAAAAUUAUGCAAUCUCAUAAACUUGAUUAUACUGACAAGACACCUGAAGACCAGACGGAACCAGAGGGUGAUAAUAGAUUCUCAUUAAGCUCAGCAACAAGUGUGCAUGAGCGUAUUUCCAGUGGCAGUAAAGACACUCCAGAACAAUUUCAUAAUUCAAUGGUACCUAUUAGAGAGGAAAUUGUAGAAUUGCCAGACGAGUACGAAAUAGGAAAGAGAAGACUGCGCCACACUGUUGCAGCCUCCACACUGGAUACAACAUAA